This is a messenger RNA of Polypterus senegalus (gray bichir), 3463 nucleotides long. RefSeq names its product kinesin family member 2C (gene kif2c). The coding region runs from base 202 to 2310 and encodes 702 amino acids. NCBI's taxonomy places the organism in Eukaryota, Metazoa, Chordata, Cladistia, Polypteriformes, Polypteridae. Gene Ontology annotation, molecular function: microtubule motor activity; ATP binding; microtubule binding. The record is from RefSeq and is a predicted model, not a curated record. Gene Ontology annotation, biological process: microtubule-based movement. The transcript has 22 exons.
UCGUUACUUCCGUUCGUGUCUUUUUUAAAAGCGUGGCGGUUUUAAACUGCUUACUCUAUGGUGAAUGUUAUGAUUGCAAUCUGAAAAUUGCAGUUAAACACAGUCACAAGUAGUGUUGUGUGCAUUUCUUUCCUGGAUUAUUUUAGCAAUAUAUUUUAAUUUGAAAUCUUCAGCGUACACAUCUAUCUCUAAAGAAGAAGAAUGGACCCGUCAUUAUUAGACCGUAUAAGGCCUGGAUUGUCCAUUAAAAUCAGCCGCAGCAACGGACGAGUACAUGCUGCAAAUAUAACAGACGUAAAUUACAUGAAAGGUGUGGUAAUGGUUGAAUGGGCUGAGAAUUCCUCAAACAAAGGAAAAGAGAUUGACUUUGGAGAACUGUACAAUUUGAAUCGUGAAUUAUUUGAAUAUAUGAACAGUGUUAAUCAGUCAGACCCCUCACUGGCGAGGGAGAAUGUUGGGCGCCUGAAGAGGGAUCGCAGAUGUACCAUUUCAAAAAUACCAACUUCCAUGGAAUUGCAUGAUGACGAUGCGAAUGCUGAAAAUGAAUCAGUUAAUCAAAGACCACAUUUAUCAAGAAAAAGUGUUGUAACGCAGAUCAGUGAAAAACAAGAUAAUUCUUCACUGCCACCUACAAAGGGCUCUGCAUCUUCCCUGUCUGUUAAUCAAAGACCACAUUUAUCUAGAAGAAGUGUUGUAACAAAACCAGCUCUAAUGGAGAUCAAUGAAAAACAAGAAGAUUCGUUACUGCCACCUACAAAAGGAUCUACUUCCACUUCUGGUAAUCGCAAGUCUACUGUUGUCCAUCAGGUAGAGAAAAUGAGGAACAGACGUGAAUCAAAUAAAGCAAAAAACCUAGAAAUUCGAGCAAAGAGAGCAAAGGAAAUUGAUAUGCACAGUUCCAAUUGGGAAUUUGCAAGGAUGAUUCAGGAAUACAGAGAAACGAUAGAAUUCCAUCCAAUUACGUUGUAUGAUCCAGUUGAUGAUCACAAAAUAUGUGUUUGUGUAAGAAAAAGACCCCUGAAUAAAAAAGAGAAGUUAAAAAAAGAAAUUGAUGUAAUCACCAUUCCUGACAAAAGUAUGCUUCUGUUACAUGAGCCUAAGCAAAAAGUGGAUCUUACAAAGUAUUUGGACAAUCAAGUGUUUAAGUUUGAUUACUCUUUUGAUGAAACGGCAACAAACGAAAUGGUAUACAGGUUCACUGCUCAGCCAUUAGUUAACACAUUGUUUGAAGGAGGCAUGGCAACAUGCUUUGCCUAUGGCCAGACUGGAAGUGGGAAAACACACACAAUGGGUGGUGACUUUACUGGAAAAAAUCAGAACUCUUCUAAUGGAAUCUAUGCAUUUGCUGCAAGAGAUGUCUUUUUGCUCCUUUCUCAACCAAGAUAUUCAGUGCUUGACUUUGAAGUAUAUGUGACAUUCUUUGAAAUAUACAAUGGCAAGGUUUUUGAUUUGUUAAACAAAAAAAACAAGUUGCGUGUUUUAGAGGACAGUAAGCAGCAAGUUCAGGUGGUGGGACUUCAAGAAAGCCUGGUCUCCUCUGAAGAGGAAGUCAUCAGACUGAUUGAUAUGGGUAGUUCAUUUAGAACAUCAGGGCAGACAUUUGCCAAUUCAAGCUCGUCUCGCUCUCACGCAGUUUUGCAGAUUAUUUUAAAACAUCAUGGCAGGCUCCAUGGCAAGUUCUCCUUGGUAGAUCUAGCGGGCAAUGAGCGAGGAGCUGAUGUUUGCAGUUCUGACAGGCAGACUUUAGUCGAAGGUGCUGAGAUCAAUAGAAGUCUUCUAGCUUUAAAGGAGUGUAUUCGAGCUCUUGGAAAUAACCAGGCUCACACCCCUUUCAGAAUGAGUAAGCUUACACAAGUUUUGAGAGAUUCAUUCAUCGGUGAAAACUCUAAGACCUGCAUGAUAGCAAUGAUUUCUCCUGGCAUGAGCUCUUGUGAAUAUACUUUGAAUACACUUAGAUAUGCAGACAGAGUUAAAGAGCUGAAUGGAGCAACAGACUGUCAGUCAGACAAGAAUGAAAUGGAAGUCAGUGAGCCAUCUAGUCUUCCAGAUGAAGAUGUAAGCCCAAUUAACAGUUUCUAUGAAGCUAUGUCAUGUGUAACUGACCUGGAAGAAAAGAUUGUGGAAGUAUUCCAAGAAAUGAUGCAGAAAGGAAAAGAAAUAAUGACUUUAUUGGAGCAACGUCAGUAUGACUUGGUAGAUGUGAAAAGCCAGCUUAGAGAAGUGGCAAAUGAAGGCUUGGUCUUGCAGGAUCAUUUGAACUCUUUGGAUACAGCGUUGGAAAAAGAGCAAGCUGCACGUGCACAACUCUAGAAAAUCCCACAGAUGGCAGUGUAAGAUUAAAUUUCUUCUUUAAGUGUUACACUGGUAGUAAUUUCCAGUCAGAAAAAUAUAGUCCUGAAUGUGACUAUUUGUUAAAUGCUAUCUUUAUUCAAAGAUAAACAACUGUUUGUUCCCGUUUGUUGUAUUUUUUUCAUGAUGCCACUUGGGUUUAAUGCAUUUGCGGACAUAUAUAUUCUUGUACUGUUCUCCUGUCUCAUGUUGUGUACAACACUUAUCUAUGUGAAAUUUCAGAUAUAUUGGUUAUUUACUGUUGUGAUUUUUGAAGUACUUUUCCUGUCCUAUAUUUUAAAGCCAACAAUUAAAAUAUCUUAACCUUGUUGAAAAGGGUGAUUUAAUGAUGUUUGUAAAGCUAUUCAUGUAAAUUUAUAUGGAUGAGACGGCUCUUGGUUUUAAAAAUGGAAACUUUCUGUAUAGUAUAACCUGUAUAGUACAUGUAACUUGUAAUAAAGUCUAUGAUGGCUAUGUUAGUGUUCCUGUAUGUUUUAAGAAUAUUCUGAUUUUUAUUUCCCCCAAAGUUGCACAUCCAGUAUUUGUGUAUUGGACACAUUUACUAUUUACCUUUUAAUUAUUUGUUGCUAACUUCCCUUGACCACAGAAAGCUAAUAUUUGCAUUUUGAAUGAAAAAUGUUUUUACCAUGUUGAAAUUUUAUGGUUAAAGAGUACAAUGCUGUUGCUGUGGUUUAGUUUCUAUGUUUCUCCUGUCUACUACUGUUCAAAAAUAUUUUGACAAAGAACAUGUAUUGAAAGCUUGUGGCUUUUGAAUGACAAUCUUGUUUAUACAUGUUUGUUCCCUCUUACAACACUUUUUUUUUUUUUUUUAAAUGUGAAUAAAGUGACCAACUAGUGAAUUUUGAUAAAAGAGAACAUACCAAAUUUCUAUAGCACUUGACACCUUGUUUACCUGUUUUUUUUUUGUUUUUUUUGUUUUUUUUAUUAUAUAUCCCCUCUUUGUGAUUUAGUUUUUAUAGUUCUAUUAUCUUUUUGGUAUCUUUAAUCUGCCUUUUCUGUACCUCUCGUGUUUCUCUUUUCAGUGACCAAUUUAAUGUGGCUUCAUUUUUAAUUGCAUUGUAAUGUAAAUAAAGACCACUGCGUCAUAUUUCUGGGCUUUCUAUUGGAAGAAAAA